This is a messenger RNA of Aphanomyces astaci, 1158 nucleotides long. RefSeq lists its product as hypothetical. Lineage: Eukaryota; Oomycota; Saprolegniomycetes; Saprolegniales; Verrucalvaceae. The coding region runs from base 1 to 858 and encodes 285 amino acids. The transcript is spliced from 10 exons. The record is from RefSeq and is a predicted model, not a curated record.
AUGGCAGCAGCGUCAUCGUCCUUGAUUCGCGAUGCUGCGGAAAAAGUCAAAGGCGCCGACUACCUCUUGAUCAUGACGGGCGCUGGCUUUUCAGCGGACUCUGGGCUGCCAGUGUACAUGGAUAUUGCCAACGUAGAUGCGUACAGCAAGAUGGGAGUCGAAUACCACGACCUCUGCGAUCCGUGCUGGAUUCGUGACGAUUUGCCAGUGUUUUAUGGAUUUUGGGGCGACUGCUUCAACAUGUAUCGAGACACCACUCCCCACGCUGGCUACGAAAUCUUACAGCGCUGGAAGGCUCGGGUGAUGGCCAAGUCCGGCGUAGCUAGCCAUGACGACAACAGCAGCGCAUCAACAACGACCCCCGAUCCUUUCUUCUCGUUCACGUCCAACGUGGACGCGCACUUUUUGAAGUUCUUUCAGCCCAACGAAGUGUACGAAAUCCACGGCAACACCGAGCAUUGGCAAUGCGCGAACCGGACCUGCUCCAAGGCGAUUUGGACGCUUCCGUCUGCUUUCCGCUUUGAAGUGGACACCGACACGAUGCUUGCGUCGCACACUGACGCUGCAGAGGGCUUGGCCUGUCCAGAAUGCGGCGGCCCCGCGCGCCCCAACGUGCUCAUGUUUGGGGAUGCCGAUUGGAUUCCGAAUACGACCGACGAACGUCGAUACAGGGAAUGGAUCGCCCGUGUUCAGGACGCGUUAAGUGCGGACAGCUCGAAGCGGCUGGUGAUUCUCGAAAUUGGAUGCGGCACCCGGGUGUGUAGUGUGGUGCCAACCACGAAGAGACGGACUGUAACGCUACACAUUAGGUGCCAUCAGUACGCAUUCAAAGUGAGCAGGUUUUGCUGUACAUGCUGAGAACGACCAGAAGCCACAGCCGCCUUGCUGACACGGGCGACUACCAAGCGCAUUUGAUUCGCGUGAACCCGGACAUGGAAGACGACGAGUUCGAGUGGCAGGGUUGUGACGGCCACCAGUUGCCGCCCAUGACCAAGAUCGAAGGCUUCGGCUUGGCCACGCUGCUAGCCAUCGACCAGGAGAUCGUCGGCUCGGAUGCGUAGAUACUGAUAUCACGUGUCUUGACACCAGCGUUGGUGUUUUCUCAUGCGUGUAGAACCUCCUUGGAUGAACACAUAAUAAAAUAUGGUCACCAUCUAA